UCCACGCCUCUCAAUUCACUCACUUUUACUCUCUCUCUCUCCAUCCAAUUAUAUUCUUCUUAAUGUAAAUCAAACCCUUUUUUCAAUUUUCAACUCCUCAAAAGCCUCCUGCGUUGUACGACUAGCUACUUCCGAAGCAGCUAAAGGAAUAUCCUCUUCGAUUCCAAUCUCUCUCUCUCUCUCCCCCACCUAUUUUCUUUUUAUAUGUAAUUUUGAAUUCCUUCCUGUAAUCCAGUGUCUCUCUUGAUUCUUCUUCCUCCUUCCACAAAUCUCCAUUCUUUUCUUCUUCCGUUAAAUUUUGAAUUGAUAUGAAAGUUGAGGAACUCCAGGUUCAGCUUAACCACAAUCAUCAUCUUCAGCAUCAGCAGCAGAAACAGAACAAGCAGAACGAGACCGCCCAGAUGUGUAGGAAGAUCCAAUUGGGUGUUGCCGACCACCUCUCUUCGCCCAUCCCCUCCGACGCCGCCGAUGACUGUGACAACAUAGACGACGGCGAAGAAUUCUUUGUUCCUCCUCUCAAUUUCGCUAUGGUGGAUAACGGCAUUUUCAGGUCUGGCUUCCCUGAGCCCGCCAAUUUCUCCUUCCUGCAAACCCUCGGCCUUCGCUCCAUCAUAUAUCUAUGUCCUGAGCCGUACCCGGAGACUAACAUGGAGUUCCUGAAAUCAAGUGGGAUUAAGCUUUAUCAAUUUGGGAUCGAAGGUCGUAAGGAGCCUUUUGUGAACAUCCCAGAGGACACAAUCCGUGAAGCACUGAAAGUUGUCCUUGAUGUCAAAAACCAUCCAGUUUUAAUUCACUGUAAGCGGGGAAAGCACCGAACAGGUUGUCUUGUAGGAUGCUUGAGAAAGCUGCAAAAGUGGUGCCUAACAUCAGUGUUUGAUGAAUACCAGAGAUUUGCAGCUGCCAAGGCGAGAGUUUCGGACCAGAGAUUCAUCGAGUUGUUUGACAUUUCGAGCCUGAAGCAUUUGCCCACGUCAUUCUCUUGUUCAAAGAGGUGACGAACACAAACCCAGAGACAUGUUUGGCUUCCUUCUUUUUCCUUGGGGAAGUGAAUCCCAUGUCCUGCUCUUUUAAAUAAUAAGUAGGAUAAGGUGAUGAGUUCCUUCAUUGCAUCUCAGCGGAAAAGGAAUAAUUCUUCUUCUCCAAUUUUUAUAAUAAGAGAAAUGCAGAAAUAGUAGUGUAGCACAUUGAUUGCCCCAUCGUCAUCAGUGUGAGUCUCGUUGUAAUUUUGGUUAGUCCUGGCUUCGAUUGGGAUUUGAACUCGGAUCUUUUAGUUCUGGAGACAAUUCCAAUACAUUGGAGCCGAAGUUGUUAUCAGCCUCCAGCAUUUUUCAAUUUGUCUUUCUUUUUCAUUGCUGCUCCUAUUCAUCAGGAAUGAGUGUAGAUAUGCCUUGACUUUUUUCUCGAGAAAAUUCAAGAAGUCUACCCAGAAAAAUCUUGGUGGGUAGUUGAACAGAGAAACUGCUAUAUUUGAUUCGCUAGUAAUAUUGAUGAUUAUAAUGUUUUGAGGCCCUUGCCGAGUGAA
This is a messenger RNA of Prosopis cineraria, 1522 nucleotides long. Its product is annotated as probable tyrosine-protein phosphatase DSP4. NCBI's taxonomy places the organism in Eukaryota, Viridiplantae, Streptophyta, Magnoliopsida, Fabales, Fabaceae. The coding region runs from base 309 to 995 and encodes 228 amino acids. The transcript has 5 exons. Gene Ontology annotation, biological process: protein dephosphorylation. Gene Ontology annotation, molecular function: phosphatase activity. The record is from RefSeq and is a predicted model, not a curated record. Gene Ontology annotation, cellular component: cytoplasm.